Molecule: messenger RNA, 2542 nt
Organism: Phodopus roborovskii (desert hamster)
Lineage: Eukaryota; Metazoa; Chordata; Mammalia; Rodentia; Cricetidae
Gene: Chrm4
Product: cholinergic receptor muscarinic 4
Exons: 2
Coding region: 497-1933 (478 amino acids)
Biological process (GO): chemical synaptic transmission; regulation of locomotion; adenylate cyclase-inhibiting G protein-coupled acetylcholine receptor signaling pathway
Cellular component (GO): synapse; plasma membrane; dendrite
Molecular function (GO): G protein-coupled acetylcholine receptor activity; G protein-coupled serotonin receptor activity
Source: RefSeq, a predicted model, not a curated record
CCCAAGCCCGCAAGGGGGCGCCUUGUCCCCAUGACAACGCGAACAGCCCCUCCAUCCCCUCCCCCGGAGGGCAGCGCCCGAGGCUAAUCCGCCCUGGAGACUGUGGGCGGUGCCCGAGAUGCUGGAGCCCCUAGUAGCCGGCCAAUUCCCCGGAGGGGCGCAAGUAUCUAGGGUGUCCGACACUCCAGGUGGUGACCCCCGCGCAUCGCCGCUGGGUGACCGGCCCCGAGCGGGCGGUGCGUCCCCACCACGAUUGGCUGCCUCCCUGUGACAUCACGCGGCUCGGGGAAAAGUGCGAGCGUGAGCGCGAGUCGGAGCCACAGCGCCGGGAGCUGCAGACGAAGCAGGGGCCGCCCCUUGGUACCCCGUCCCCGCCCCCGGCCCACGGCCGAAUCACCCACCCCGCCGACUCCCGAGGCCUCUGGCUUGUCCCGCCGUCUGUCCCGCGCCAGCGGAGCAAGACAGAAGCAGCCGCCACUGCCCUCCAGUAUCCAGCAUGGCAAAUUUCACACCUGUCAAUGGCAGCUCAGCCAAUCAGUCUGUGCGCCUGGUCACAGCAACCCACAACCACCUGGAGACAGUGGAGAUGGUGUUCAUUGCCACAGUGACGGGCUCACUGAGCCUGGUGACUGUUGUGGGUAACAUCCUGGUGAUGCUGUCCAUCAAGGUGAACAGGCAGCUGCAGACAGUCAACAACUACUUCCUGUUCAGCCUGGCAUGUGCGGACCUCAUCAUAGGUGCAUUCUCCAUGAACCUCUACACCGUGUACAUCAUCAAGGGCUACUGGCCCCUGGGUGCGGUGGUCUGUGACCUGUGGCUGGCCCUGGACUAUGUAGUGAGCAAUGCCUCUGUCAUGAACCUUCUCAUCAUCAGCUUUGACCGAUAUUUCUGCGUCACCAAACCCCUCACCUACCCUGCCCGCCGCACAACUAAAAUGGCAGGCCUCAUGAUUGCAGCUGCCUGGGUCCUGUCCUUUGUGCUCUGGGCCCCUGCCAUCUUGUUCUGGCAGUUUGUGGUGGGCAAGAGGACAGUGCCUGAUAACCAGUGUUUCAUCCAGUUCUUGUCCAACCCGGCAGUGACCUUUGGCACUGCCAUUGCUGCCUUCUACCUGCCCGUGGUCAUCAUGACGGUGCUGUAUAUUCACAUCUCACUGGCAAGUCGCAGUCGAGUCCACAAGCAUCGACCUGAGGGUCCCAAGGAGAAGAAGGCCAAGACUCUGGCUUUCCUCAAGAGCCCCCUGAUGAAGCCGAGUAUCAAGAAACCUCCACCAGGGGGCGCUUCUCGAGAGGAACUGCGUAAUGGGAAGCUAGAAGAGGCCCCUCCGCCAGCCCUGCCCCCGCCACCACGCCCAGUGGCCGACAAGGACACUUCCAAUGAGUCUAGCUCGGGCAGUGCCACCCAGAACACCAAGGAACGGCCACCCACAGAACUGUCCAACACAGAGGCCACCACACCAGCCCUGCCCGCCCCUACCCUGCAGCCACGAACCCUCAACCCAGCCUCUAAAUGGUCCAAGAUUCAGAUUGUAACAAAGCAGACGGGCAAUGAGUGUGUGACAGCCAUCGAGAUUGUACCCGCCACGCCAGCUGGCAUGCGUCCAGCAGCCAAUGUGGCCCGAAAGUUCGCCAGCAUCGCUCGCAACCAGGUGCGCAAGAAGCGACAGAUGGCGGCCCGGGAGCGCAAAGUGACUCGGACCAUCUUUGCCAUUCUGCUCGCCUUCAUCCUCACCUGGACACCCUACAAUGUCAUGGUCCUGGUGAACACCUUUUGCCAGAGCUGUAUCCCUGAGAGGGUGUGGUCCAUCGGCUACUGGCUCUGCUACGUCAACAGCACCAUUAACCCUGCCUGCUAUGCACUCUGCAAUGCCACUUUCAAAAAGACCUUCCGGCACCUACUGCUGUGCCAGUAUCGGAACAUCGGCACAGCCAGGUAGACAGGCAGGUGUCCUAGGAGGUGCUGGUGUCAUGAGUGUGUACCGGGGAACCACAUGGGCUCACCGGCUGUGAAGGAGAGAGUAGGCGGCCCCAUUCUGAGUUCGCAUCUGCUGAAGAGAACAAGUCUCUUAGACAGUGAGGCACAAGAGGCUCUUUGCUGGGUUUGGAGAGUAGAUCUCUACUGAAGCCCAGGAGGCUCAGCCCAGGGAGGGUCUGAACUGGCACCACCUGGCCCCGCUCUGUCACCCUGCCUCAGAAAGACGGGGACAAUGGCUGGAGUAGGCAGCUGCUCUGUCAAGGCCAACCAUCAGCAGAGGUGGAAGAAUGAUUAGGAGAGCAGAGGUCGGGCAGCUUGAGAGGAUCAAAGGAGCCAGGCUUGGAAGGGUGGGGUACCCCGUUCUGCUGUAAUCGGUGCUUUCCGCCUCCCUGCACCCCUCCCCCUGCAUGUAGGCUCAGCCCUUCCCCUGCCCCCAAGUCCCACUCCAGGGUGAGAGAUUUCCCUGCCAUAGUUACUCAUCCAGGCCCUGAGUGGGGGAAAGCCUGGCUGAGGUGCCCUUUGACAUCUCAGUCACAUCUGGGUUGGGGAACUGGGAAGCCAAGCCAAGAAG